AUGUCGCGGGGCUUGGACUACGAGGUGAUCAACGAAAACGUGAAGAGGGUUGCCUAUGCCGUCCGUGGUGAGCUCUAUCUUCGCGCAUCGGAGCUCCAGAAAGAAGGGAAGAAGGUACUACGCUCGCAUCCCCCCCGCCAGCUUAUUGGAAUUGAAAUAUUUGAGCCUUACCGUAGCGAAUCUGUUGAGAAUAUCGGUUUUCUUUCCAAUCACUGCGCACCAGGCAGGGUUCACCACAGUUUACUUUCUGUUCAAAACCCACCUGGGUUCAGUAUGAUGUUGGGUUGCCCCAUUUGAGUAAGUGUUUUCUUGAUUGUACUCACUCUAACACUGUUCGUAGAUUAUCUUCACAAAUGUUGGCAACCCUCACGCUCUGGGUCAGAAACCGCUGACAUUCCCACGCCAGGUGCAUAAUACUUAAUCAUCUGCAUAAUUUGAUAUUGCAACUUGACAUAUGUGGGCAAUUUCUUGGAUAAUUGAUCUCUUUCUUCCAUUUUUCAGGUCGUAGCAUUGUGCCAGGCACCAUUUUUGCUGGAUGAUCCUCAUGUUGGCAUGAUGUUCCCUUCCGAUGCUAUUGAAAGAGCCAGACAUUACCUUUCCUUGACAUCGGGUGGUCUGGGUAUGCUGUGCAAUUUUUUCUUCAUUUUCUUUUUCCUCCAGAUUUAGUAGAAUUUUCUGCUUUCUUAUUUAUCAUUAAAAUGUAUAGUUCUCUCAUGUAUUCCAUCGAUUAUUCGUUAUGUUUCUUUCAUUUUUCCCUUUUUCACUCUUGCCUGUGGAUUUUGCUUUUCCUUCUCAUACUACCGUGAACCAUCCCCACUCCAUUAUUCUCCCAUAUUUGUCUGCACAGAAAAUGCCUAGAGCUGCUACACACAUGGAAUAGUUCAAAAAAAGUGUCCCAGUGACAGAAUUUCCUUUCAUCAAAUAAUAUCAAAUUGAUUUCAUAAUCUUGUUGAAUUUGAACACUGUUAAAUAUAAUUUCUUUUGUACGGAAAGAUAUCAUGUCAUCAAGAGGAGUAAACCAUAAUGGAUUAAUUGAAUAUGGAAGAACAUGCAGUUUUUAUACAUCAUGGAUUGGCAACUGUAAUAUAGAGCUAAUUUCUUUUAAAGUUUUCUGAAGAAGUAGAUAUAUCAUUUCAAGAAAAUAAUAUGAAGCAUCUAGUUGAUAUGCACUCAAUCAUACAGCUGCCAUUGAAUAUCAUUCAAGCUAAUAAAAAUAUCAGUGGAGAACAGAUAUCAUAAUCAACUUUCUGAGGUUGACAGGGCAACAUAACUCACAAGGAUGUGUUAUAUAACUACGUGGCAUAACUGAAAUUAUGGGCCUUUGGCAGUGAAUUUGUCAUAAUAUUGCAAUUUCGUAGGAAUUUAUUUUACAUUUCUCCGAGUUUCAGUUUGGUAUUGCCCACGUUUACAGUCUUCUAUGCCAUGUGCACGUCUAAAAGUCCUGGCGCUGUAAAAAGUUUUCGAAGAUCAGUGGCUAGAGAUGCAAAAAAAAUUAAAAAAUAAUAUGUUUUCUCCUUUCGUAUUAUUGAGAGGUUCAUGCAACUAUAGGUUCUAGUAUGUUGCUAUGAACACAGUGUAAGAUGGAGAUCCAGUUGUUAGGAGCUUUUAAAUGGGCUUAGCUUAGGUAAUUUCUCAUCUAGUCAGCUCCAUUAAAUAAUUACCAAUUAAAUCUUGGAAAUAUAUAAAAAUCGGUAUAAAACUGGUAUCUGUUGCUCAAGUCAAAAUGUUUUUCUCAGAUCAGCUAAUUUGGCUAGCGUGUCACUAUUUGAAGUCCACUAAAAAUCUUUGGUCAGAAUGCAAUAAUCUCUAAACUCAGGAGAUUUAGUUCAAGAGUCAUUAUCUUUUCCCCCCAAUCGCAUUUACAUUGACUUCCACGACCAGUUUUCUGGUUCUCCUUACAUCCAAGAGUUUUUUGCCAACCGAUUAUGACAGUGACUAGUGGCAGCAGCAACAGCAUUACAUGAUAUUAUCUGAAACCAUUGAAAAAAUUGGCGUUUCUCUGUUUUUCAUCCAACCAUGUGAUGCAUAAUUUACCAUUCUCAUUUAUGUGGUCUUUGUUCCUUUCUCCGGACCGAUGAUUUCUGAAAAUGAAAAACUAAUUGAGAUCUACCAAUGGACAGAUGCGUGGAAAGUCUUUAAACUGCUUUGAUGUAGAUCUCUCAUUCAGACUUGUCAUGUUAGGACUUUCUGUCUCCAUAUUCGCCUCAUUCUGGAAGUUGGCCCCGUAUGAAAAUAUUGACGACAGUUUCAGAUGUGUAGUUGACAAUGACGAGCAUGGUGCUCUGAUCAAUGUAUCAUAUUUAGUAUUGCCCUGGUUUCCAGUUGUUGAAUUUCUUUUGCUCAGAUCCAUGAACAAUUGCCAUCCUCUUGCAUAUUCACGUACUUUACACCGAAAUAUGCUAAUGGAACCAUUUAGGAGAUUUCAAUAUCUCAAACGUCGAAUCUUGUCUUUUGCACUGUUAUUAUCAUAGAAUAGGCAUAUUAUUUCUGAAUUAGCAUCUUGUAAUGGUGUAUUCCUGGAAAAUCCACGUCAGUGUCUCCCAUUUACUAUUGUCUUAUAUCACUUUAACAAGUCAUUACUUUACUAAUGACCUUUGGCAGAAGGCUGACAAGGUGUUUUAUUAUCCAUUAGGUGCAUACAGCGACUCCCGAGGACUUCCUGGAAUAAGAAAGGAGGUUGCUGAGUUUAUUGAAAGGCGUGAUGGAUAUCCUAGGUAAUAUUAGUUCAACAUUGAACUACCAUUUAAUAUUUCGGAUACUAUUUGUGUUCUACCUCGUUCUCUGACAACCUGGUUGUGUUUUCAACCCAAAAGCCUCUCCUAAUGUGAAUGGUGCUAAUGUCAACCUUGAAUUACAGUGAUCCUGAGCUUAUAUAUCUCACUGAUGGUGCAAGCAAAGGUGUCAUGCAGAUGCUAAACACAAUUAUUCGCAACGACAAGGAUGGGGUACAAAGUCUUGAUAAAACAGGAAAAAUGGACAGGCUUUUAUUUUUAAAGGCUGUAUAGUUUUCAUUUUUUUCUCACGUCUUUUUUUGUCAUAUUGAUGCGGCAGAUUCUGGUCCCAGUUCCACAAUACCCUCUUUAUUCAGCUGCAAUAUCAUUGUUUGGUGGGUCUCUUGUCCCAUACCAUCUGGAAGAGACAGCCAACUGGGGUCUUGACAUAAAUAACCUUCGCCAGUCCUUGAAUGAGGCUCGAAUGAAUGGAAUAACUGUAAGCAUCCAUUCUGAUAUCUAGAAGAAAUGGUUGUGUGCAUCUUUCUCAAGAAGAAAACUUGGUAUCAUAAAAAUAUGGUUUCUACUGAUUAUAAUUUCAAAUUGUUUCGAUAUUACAUAUAAAUUGCUAUUUUAAUUCAGCACGUACUGGAAUUUUUCCAGCUAAUUCUGGUGAAGACAGAAAAAUCUUGUUUUAUUUAGAUCCUUUGUUGCCUAAAAUUAUUUCCUCAUACUAACUAUGCUUUUCUGACCAAGUUUGAUGGACACAAUUGGUGAGCAUGCAUACUUACAUAUUUACCAUGUGUAACGUUCAUUAUCCUUGAAUUCGGUUUCAUAUUUAUGCCUCUGUCCAAAGAAAUUAAAAGCAUAUCCUAUUGAAUUCAGGUCCGAGCAAUGGUUAUUAUAAACCCCGGGAACCCAACUGGCCAAUGCCUCAGUGAAGCCAAUAUACGGGAAAUAUUGAAAUUCUGUUACCAGCAAAAGUUGGUGCUGCUCGCUGAUGAAGUUUAUCAGCAGAAUAUUUAUCAAGAUGAACGGCCAUUCAUAAGUUCCAGAAAGGUAAAAUAUCUGUCAUUCUCUAAACCAGUGGAACCAAUUAGCUAUUACAUCUUUUAUUAAACAAAAGGUAUCUUAAAACUGCAAGAUUUUGUUGGGCAUGGGUCCGCCAUUUAGCAAAGAGGUACAACUCGUAUCCUUCCACACUGUUUCCAAGGGCUAUUGGGGUGAAUGUGGACAACGUGGUGGUUACUUCGAGAUGACAAACAUUCCUCUGAAGGUAUGUUUUCUUGGAAACUUGUUUUUUACUUGUAGAUUAUGAAUCAAACGUAUGUAUCUACCCAAAAUCCUUUUAGUAUGUGGUACUCAUUUUGUACCAUCUUCAGAGACUUGCACAGUCCCAGAAUUUUGACUUGACUAAAAUGUAUCCGUCUAUCUACAAAAUAGCCUUUUGAAUGAAGUCGAAAUAAUAUUGUGGAAAUUUUUGUGUCAUAUUCAUUUUAAACCAUAAAACCUUGAAGUUGAUAUUUUUAUGAAUUAAGCAUUUUAUACUUCAUUGAUUACUUCAGGUAUGCAAAAUUUAUCUUUGAAUGUGUUAUUUUUAAGGCAAGGAGAAUAAAAAAUAGUGAUUUGAUGAUAUAUUCAGUUUAUUAGUUUCAAAGGUACCAUGGUUCUCUGUUAUCUGCUUGUAUCUAGUCGUCUCAUGCCUCAGCUCUGGAACUAACUCUGAACAUCAUGUUGAAACUAAAAUUUUCAAGAAGCCACAGAGAGUUUCCGUAAUUUUGAGGUAAAAUUAUCAUGCUGAUGUUCUUCUUAAUCUAUGAAAACUUUCUUGACUGUCAUUAUUUACUUAAAAGAUUGCAACCAUGAUAGUUCACCAUUUUGGGAAGGAUACUAAUUAUGGGUCACCAAAGAAUGAUCCAGAAUAAUGUCUUACAUGUCUGAAGAAAAAAUGGGAAUUCUUUUCAGUGAGCCACUCUGAUUUGGCAAGCAACUACUGGCUUUUUUCAUUCAAUAAGUUGUAGUAUCAGUUGAGAAACAAACUACAUGUCUAGAAACAUUUUUUUCCAACUGCACGUGAUAUUUGCCUUGCCAGAAACAACUUUUCCCAUUCUGAUAAUAUGACGACCUCCAUUUCGAGUAUCAGUGUCCAAUAAUAUUCAGGAAUUCAAAACAUGUUCUACGUCCAUUAAUAUCUCUUAUUCCUUUUGGAUGUAAUCUUGAGCUCAGUGGUUAGCUUCCUAUUCAUUGGCCUUAAAAGGACAGUGAGAUCACUUCACUAAUCUGAAAACUAUUGCCUCUGGUUAUUAGCUAUAGCUUUUCUCAGAAGAACGAAAGAAAAUAUGCACUCUGCAAGCUGCUAUAAGAAUAUAUUUUGGCUCAAUGUCUUCACGAAACCCAGCCAUGAGAUCUUAUAAAGUUUCAAAAUUUUACUCAUUUUAUUUAUUCUCUGGAAAAGUAGUAACCACCAAGGAAACUAAAAUAGACGAGAGUACACUCAUUUAUGUAUAUGUUUCUUUACUUCUUUAGGCCUGAACAAACAAAGCAGAAUGCCGUUUUCAUUUUGAACUGAUGCUUGAUGUCGACUUGAUGAAAUUUUUGCUGUCAAACUAUGUGACUUGGUAUAAUUUUCUGUAAAUUAAUUUCAUCCUUUCAAUAUUAACAACUUGUUUCUUUCAACUUAAUGUCAUGCAGACUGUGGAUGAGAUUUACAAAGUGGCUUCUAUUUCACUCAGUCCUAAUGUUCCUGGACAGAUAUUUGUAAGUAGUUUUUAAAGACUAUUAACCUUAAACUGCUAAUAUUUUCUCUCAUUAUGAACUUGGUUUGUUGUAUUUUUCAAUUCUUUUAUCUGACCACUAUGCCCUCUUUCUUUUUUAGUUAGGACUGAUGGUUAAUCCCCCCAAACCAGGGGACAUAUCAUACUCGAAGUUUGUGACAGAGAGGUUAGAAUCUUGAUCCCAAAAACUCCUUUGUUUCUUUCAAUUAAUUCUUUGGGAGGUCUUCCCUGUCAGGUAAUCCUGUUUACAGGUCCUGCAGUAUCAAUUUUUUUGGCUAAUGAUUACAAUCAAAAUUCAAUUAAUUUCAUUACGUGUCUUAUAAAAACGAAAUCCGUAAUCAGUCUUGCUGCCAUCACAUUCACUAGAAGAACCUAUUCAUCGGGACUAUAUGUUGACUUUUUGCCACAUUUCUUAUAGCAUGAUGAUAGUUACUGGGUACACUUGAAAGUUCCAUGCUGAAUAGUGUGACAAUUGGUUGGAAAAAUGUGUUAUUGGUAAAGUAAUAAUGAAUUACUACUAUGACGUUUAAGAUCCUGAUAUUUAAAUCCACUAGCAGAUGUUAUCCACAUAUCCUUUAUCAGACUUCCUAAGUUUUUGAUACCUACGCCAAUCUUGUCUUUGGUUGCAUGUGUAACUCAAGGCAUCUGAUGGGAGAUUAGGCAACUCUACAUCAUAGAAUCGCGGCUAUGUAUUCAUCCUUGGCCUCCCGAGUACUUAACACACUGUCGGAAAAUCAGGUUCCUUUAGGUAUUGGUUCCCUAGUCAGUACCUCUAGUGCUAAAGAUGUUUAGCAAUCCGUAAGCACUAGGUAGCCUUGUCUUUGGCCUGGAUUGCUCUCAAAGGAUAUCAAGAUAUGGCCACUGCAAGAUCAGUAGUGGAGGAUAGCUAAAACGGUUGGCCUCAAGGACUCCUGAAGUUUCCAUGAGGCUGCCCUCUGAGAAAAUAGAAGUCGGUUGUGAUUACGCCACUGAAGACCUAAUUUAACCACUCUUUACCUAGAUAUCAAAACUACCAAAAAAAUUACUUCAGUGUGAGAUGAUUUUUCUACUGCAAGCUUUGUUGUACAGCUUUAGUAUCUCCUUCAAUAUUAGGUUAACAUAUUUGAAUGAAAAUUUACAUAUUUCUUUUUAUUUUUCCAGCAAAGCAAUCCUUGAUUCUCUGAGAAAGAGGGCUCACAUAAUGACUAACGGAUUUAAUAGCUGCAGAAAUGUGGUUUGUAAUUUCACAGAAGGUACUUAUCUGCUAUGUCUAUUGUCCUUACAUUUUUCCUUUCAUACACUAUGUAUACUCAUUCCUAGUUGUGUUGAUCCAGGAGCCAUGUAUUCAUUCCCUCAAAUUAAAUUACCUCCUAAGGCAAUCGAAGCUGCCAAAAAGGCUGGGAAGGUUCCUGAUGUCUUCUAUUGUCUCAAGCUUUUGGAAGCAACUGGCAUUUCCACGGUUCCUGGCUCAGGGUUUGGACAGAAGGAAGGGUAAUGACAACUCUAACCUUAUUUCUUCGCGUAGACCAAUCUGGUACACCUUUAGUGAUAUCAUUGCUCAUCUGAUAUAUGUAGUAAGACUGUUCUGGUAAUGUUAAAAAUUAGACUUCUUUUCAGAAUUAGACUAAUUCUAACUUUUGUGAAUGCAUUAUGAUUCUGAAUCGAGGAGGAAACUAAUUCCAAUCCAACUCUUCCCGCGUCUUCAAAAUCUUCUUUUUAGACCCAACAUUCCUUCCAUGAGGAUUUUACCUCUCAAACUUGAUGUUCUCAAAGCCGUAGCUCUCUAACAUAAAGGAGGUUUCCCCAUCCCCUUCACUGCUUCAAUGCAGCCUUGAUAGACUGUAGAUCUGUGCAUUUUCUCCUGCUCGCUGACAAUCGAUACAAGUGAUAGUUGAGCUUAAUCACGCAUCAUUGGAUUCCACAGCGGCAUAUUACCCUCUGCAUGUUAUAUAGGCUUACAUUCUACCUUCAGGAGGAGGGCUUCUGCUUUAUUUUCUGCUGACAUUUAUGCUUUUGAUCUAGGGUUUUCCACCUCAGAACGACCAUUUUGCCAGCUGAGGAGGACAUGCCGGCAAUCAUGGAUAGCUUCAAGAAAUUCAAUGAUGAGUUCAUGGAGCAGUACGAUGACAAGAAAGGAUACUCAAGGAUGUGA
Messenger RNA from Spirodela intermedia, 7616 nucleotides. The record is from the annotation of a GenBank genome assembly. NCBI's taxonomy places the organism in Eukaryota, Viridiplantae, Streptophyta, Magnoliopsida, Alismatales, Araceae.